This is a messenger RNA of Humulus lupulus (European hop), 1892 nucleotides long. RefSeq lists its product as uncharacterized. Bases 398 to 1675 code for a protein of 425 amino acids. The record is from RefSeq and is a predicted model, not a curated record. The transcript has 7 exons. NCBI's taxonomy places the organism in Eukaryota, Viridiplantae, Streptophyta, Magnoliopsida, Rosales, Cannabaceae.
GCUCAAAUUAAUUUUCAACUAAUAUUGAAAAGGAGACUGCUGACGUGUACAAAUAAUACAGAAAAGAAAAAAAAAAGUGAAUGAGAGGCAAUCGACGUUGUAAAUCGCAUCUUCGUUGCUUCGCUUCUCGCCAUUGUUGCUCCUUCAACUUCAUCUUCAUCUUCAUCUUCAGAAUGCUUGGUGGAAGAAAAGAAAACUCGUGUGAGCUAAGCAACAGCUUUGUUGUAAAUUCGCUUGAAUUAUUCGGUAGAAAGAGAAAUCAAGAAGUGUGGAGCUCAUAAUUAGAAGUCAUGUUAUGCUUUUCAACAUUGACAGCCAUUGUUUUGGAAAAUCAAGAUUGGUUUUCGCAGGUGUUACUUUGUUAAAUCUAUAUAAGCACGCUUUCUGGCAUUGAACCAUGCCGCGCAAAAUUAAUACCGGAGUUGAUUAUUACGAUGACUUUGAAGAUUAUGAUUAUGAUGAAUAUGACUAUGAUGGAGAAGAGAAUGUUGAAGUUGUACAGUCAACGCCAGAAAGUAAAAGGCCUUGGAUUUGGAGUUGUUCAAUCUGCACUAAUGAUAAUGAAGAAAGUAUGCCUACUUGUGAUAUAUGUGGGGUUCUUCGCAAUCCUUUGCCCAACAAAACAGAUAUGGCCACUCCCAAUAUCUUUGACAUGUACCAGGCCGAGGAGGAAGAGGAGGUUCCCCAACUCCAGCGGAGAUCCAAGAGGAGAACUGGCGAAUCCAGCCGAGACCCUCCAGCCAAGAAAGGUCGAACAGAAGACCUUCCCAAGGACGCGCCAACUGGGCAAACUCCUGGGCCAACAGGGCAAACUCAUCCACCGGCUCCUACUGAGAAGCAGACUCCUCCUGCCCCACCAAAUCCUCCGGCUGUGCCCCCUAGAGAGGAAAUUACUCGUGAAGAAGCUCUCAGGUCCAAACUCAUGAGCCGUGCCCUUCGAUCAGCCAGGGAUCGCCUUGACCGCAUUGGUAAAGGUGAUCGUGUCAGAGAUGCAAUGGUCGAGGCUGAAAACAUGGGGGCUGACCAGGUUCUGAACAGGGCCCUGAAUGAAAUCUCCAGUGCCUUGCUAUCUGCUAUCACUGCUCGCACUCGUAUCCAGGCUUCCAUCGAGCAGGCCAAGGCAAAGGCCACUGAGAGGCAUCAAGUGAAGGCAGCUGAGGAGCUUUCGGCUGCAGAGGCCAGGCACACCAAGGAGUUGGAGGCAAUGGCUCGAGAGAGGGACGCUGCGGUGACUAAGCUGUCAGAAGCUGAAGCUGCAAAGGAAGCUGCAAUAAAGUCACGACAGCAGUAUCGAGAUGCCAGCGUAACUCAUCUUCGCGAAAUCAAAAAGUUGGAAGAGACGCUCAAGCCCAAGGAUGAGGCCAUUGCCACUCUUGAAGGCAAGGUGAAGCAUCUGGAGCUUGAGAACUCCAAAAAUCUUGAAAAGUACAAGAGGACGACACUCCGAUGUUUCUACAACUUCUGGAAACACAACCAGGGUGCCGACUUUAGCUAUCUUUCGGAGGAAGUCAGGACUGCUGAGUUGGCUCGCUGCACCUCUCAACUGGCCGAAGAGGAGGCAAGACUGAGGAUCCCUGCUUCUCCAAGCAUCGUUGGUGUAGAAGAAGAAGAAGUUGCCGAGGACGCAACCAACCAGGAUGCUGCCCAGGACCCUCAGGCCCCAAAUGCCUCUUAAACUUUCCCAUUUAUUUUUUCUCUCUUUUUGGCCACACGGCCUACGGGUCGUGAUGUAAAGACAAUAAUUUCUUUUUAAACUUUGCUGCACGGGCAUAAAAUCUUUUUUUUCUUUUAUUCGAACAGUUACAUCCAAGCAGCGAUGCUUGCGGUGUAAAAGCUUAUAUCUUGAUGCUAUAAUAUCUUUAUUUAUUAUAACAUUUGUCCGUAUGACCGAA